AUGGGGCGCACUAAGGGAGGCAGAACAUGGGGGCGGCAACCAGUUCAUGUGCAUGGGAAUUUCAUGCACUUAAGGGAUGUGGGAAUGAAGACCAUCAGCCAUGUUAGUGGAGUUUGGGGCCCAGCAGAAGUGGCGCCAACUUUCCCUCCCAAUUACCUCAUGUCAAGUGCGUUUGGGACGUGCAAUAUACAAGGAAGCUUUGCAUCAGAUUUCUCUUCUUCUUCCUUUCUUUGUUUGAUGUGUUAUGCGCAUGGUUUGAUUGUGUGGUUGCCGGCUGUGUUGCUUUUGGAGUUUAAACAAAAGUGCCGUGACAAGUGGUAUCAGAGCAUUGAGAGUUGCUCGGUGAAAAUGGCUGACACUAGUGACCCGGAACAAGCUGUUGGCACCUCUGUGGCAGAAGAACCGACGGUAAGGGGGAGGAGAAAGGGGCAGGCCAAGUCAAGAGAACCAUCUCGGGCGAGAGAAGAGGUGGGUGAUUUCGAAACUAGGCUGUCCAGGUUAGAACUUUACGUAGCUGGUGAGGAGUCAAGGGUUGAUGGGUUGGAGAACCGAGUGGAGGGGCUUGCGGAAGACCUAGAGGAGACUAGGGGAGAGGCGCAAGCUGCUCACAACAUGGCCCUGGACAAAAUAGCUACUGAAAGUGAGGUUCUACGAGUGUCCCAAGCCGAGGAAGUUUCUGCCUUGAGAGAGGAAAACCGUGUGUUGAAGGAGGAAGUAGAGAAAAUCAAGGAUGACCUUGCAAUGCUGAAAAGGGUUAUGAACCAAGGGAGUGGGGCUGACCCGAGUGUUUCUCAUGCAGCCCAUGCGGCUAGGAUGGAUGUACCAAAGCCUAGCGCUUUUAAAGGUUCCCGAAGUGCCAAAGAGAUCGACAAUUUUCUUUGGACACUGGACCAGUAUUUUCGGGCAUUAGGAGUUGAUGAUGAUGCUCGAAAAAUCGACAAUGCUCCAUUGUAUUUGGCGGACAGCGCCAUGGUGUGGUGGAGAAGGAGGUUAACUGAUGUGGAAAAGGGUACUUGCACCAUUUCUACGUGGGACGAGUUCAAGAAGGAAUUGAAAAAACAAUUUUACCCGGAAAAUGCUGCUACCGAGGCUAGGGCGAGGUUAAGACGCCUUACACAGAAAGGGACUAUCAAGGAGUAUGUUAAGGACUUCACCGAGGUGUUGCUUGAAAUCCCCGACUACCCAGACUUAGAAGCCUUGUUUGCUUUCAAAGAUGGGCUGCAACCUUGGGUUAAUUUGGAAAUUGAGAGAAGGGGCGCCCAGGACCUUGCAACUGCCAUAGCCAUUGCCGAGUCUCUUGUGGAAUUUAAGAGAACGGAUAAGUCCAAGGGAAGGGACGGCAAGAGUAAGGGCAGUGGAGAUAAGGGUGGAAACAAGGAAGGGAGCGGCAAAGAGGUUCAAAAAGAGGGAAAUGGGAAGAAGGGAUGGCAAGGCAAGAAAGACAAUCGGGAAGGCAAAAACAAGGGAGGAAAUAGGCCAUUUAAAUCUGGUGAACGUGGCCCCUUGAAGUGUUUUCUGUGUGAGGGACCUCACAAAAUGGCAAACUGCCCGAAGAGUGGAGGCCUCAUUGCAUUGACCGAAAGUAAGGGAGAAGCUGCACCACGUGAGGAAGGUUCAAGUAUGGGUUCACUGCAGUUAGCGGCAAUUGUGAAGGGUAAGCAGAUUGAGACUGGGGUUGGCACGAAAGGGAGAUUGUUUGCUCAGUUGAGAAUUGACCAGAACGAGGUUCAGGCUUUGGUUGAUACUGGGGCAUCGGACAAUUUUCUGAGACUAGAAGAGGCGCAGAAAUUGGGCAUCACAUUCAGUGGGAAAUCAGGUUGGUUGAAGGCCGUAAAUUCGAAACCAACACCCACACAUGGAGUGGCUGCCAACGUGAAUGUAAGGAUUGGCGAAUGGACUGGGCUUAUUGAUUUUUCAGUAGUGUCCAUGGACGACUACUCAUGCGUACUGGGAAUGGACUUCAUGGAUAGGGUGAGGGCAAUCCCUAUUCCCUUUGCUAACAGCCUGUGUAUAGUGGAGGAUAAGGGUGCAUGCACUGUUCCAUUGAGAAGAGGAAAAUCUGCUGGAAGCACCUUGUCUGCGCUGCAGUUGGCUAAGGGUGUGCGCAAACUAGAACCAACGUUUUUAGUGGCCCUGCAGGCCGAGAAUAAUGAGCAGUCUGGGGUAGUUGUGCCGCAUGAAGUACAGUCUGUGUUGGAAGAAUUUUCGGAUGUAAUGCCCAAGGAACUGCCGAGAGAAUUGCCUCCCAAGAGAGAUGUUGAUCACUCUAUUGAACUGCUGCCUGGAUCAAAACCCCCAAGUGGAGUCCCUUACCGCAUGGCACCUCCUGAGUUGGAGGAGCUGCGUCGGCAGUUGAAAGAAUUAUUGGAGGCUGGUUUUAUUCAGCCGUCCAAGGCACCCUUUGGUGCGCCAGUGCUGUUUCAGCGGAAGAAGGACGGAAGUCUCCGAAUGUGUAUCGACUACAGGGCUUUGAACAAGGUUACGGUGAAAAAUAAAUAUCCUAUUCCGCAUAUUGGAGAUUUAUUUGAUCGGUUGGGGGCAGCCCGAUGGUUUUCGAAAUUGGACCUACGUUUGGGGUACUACCAAGUCAGAAUUGCCGAGGGAGAUGAACCAAAGACGGCUUGUGUGACUCGGUAUGGUUCGUAUGAAUUUCGGGUAAUGCCUUUCGGCCUCACCAACACGCCUGCUACCUUCUGCACCUUGAUGAACCAGGUAUUCCAUCAGUUUUUAGAUCAUUUCGUUGUGGUUUACUUGGACGAUAUAGUGGUGUAUAGCCGGACACUUGAUGAGCAUGUGGGCCAUUUGCGGCUGGUUUUUCAUGAAUUGCGGAAGCACCAUUUAUAUGUGAAGAAAGAAAAAUGUGAGUUUGCAAAGGAAGAGGUUGCGUUUUUGGGCCAUGUAGUCGGACACGGGCUGAUUAAAAUGGAUGAGACCAAGGUUAGGGCCAUUGAGGAAUGGGAGCCGCCCAAACGGGAAUCUUUUGAGAAGCUAAAGCAAGCGCUGAAAGGGGAACCGGUUUUGAGACUGCCAGAUUUUGCCGCACCAUUUGAGGUUCAUACUGAUGCUUCGGACUAUGCUAUCGGGGGUGUGAUCAUGCAAGACCGACACCCAAUAGCUUACGAGAGCAGAAAAUUAAAUGAUACAGAGCGGAGGUAUACUGUCCAGGAGAAAGAGAUGACGGCCGUUGUCCAUUGUUUGAGGACUUGGCGUCAUUAUUUGUUGGGAAGCCGCUUCGUGGUGAAGACGGAUAAUGUGGCAACAAGCUAUUUUCUCACUCAGAAAAAACUGUCACCUAAGCAAGCAAGAUGGCAGGCGUUCCUUGGGGAGUUCGACUUUGUGAUGGAGUACAAACCGGGAAAGGCCAAUCUUGUGGCCGAUGCACUUAGCCGAAAAGUGGAGCUGGCAGUAGUUACCACACAACCCACUCCUGACCUGCUGGGGCGCAUUGGUGAGGUUCUCCAGCAGGAUCCUCAUGCCCAGCUGCUGUGUGAAUUGAUUGCGCAGGGGAGGACAAGGAGGUUCUGGAGGGAUGAGCAAGGGCUGAUUCAGACAAGAAAGGGGGCAGUUUUUGUACCGAGAGGGGGCGGUCUGAGGAGGUUAGUUUUGAGUGAAUGCCAUGACUCGAAGUGGGCUGGUCAUCCGGGGGCGCAGCGCACCCAAGCACUGGUCGAAAGAGGUUAUUAUUGGCCUCGGAUGCGGGAUGACAUUGAGCUGUUUGUGAGGACUUGCCUCGUAUGUCAGCAGGACAAGGGCGAACAGCGAAGGCCGGCUGGCUUGUUGGAAACUCUCCCAACGCCAAGCCGCCCAUGGGAAAGCAUUUCGAUGGAUUUUAUUGUUGGCUUGCCGAAGGUUAAUGGGCUGGGCAACAUUAUGGUUAUUGUGGACAGAUUGAGCAAGUACGCAGUGUUUAUUCCAGCUCCGGUUUUGUUUGAUGCAAAGGAGGCAGCGAGGUUAUUUUUCCAUGGUGUUGUGAAAUCUUGA
This is a messenger RNA of Hevea brasiliensis (rubber tree), 3981 nucleotides long. RefSeq lists its product as uncharacterized. The transcript has 4 exons. The record is from RefSeq and is a predicted model, not a curated record. Bases 1 to 3981 code for a protein of 1326 amino acids. NCBI's taxonomy places the organism in Eukaryota, Viridiplantae, Streptophyta, Magnoliopsida, Malpighiales, Euphorbiaceae. Gene Ontology annotation, biological process: proteolysis. Gene Ontology annotation, molecular function: nucleic acid binding; aspartic-type endopeptidase activity.